Messenger RNA from Tripterygium wilfordii, 2860 nucleotides. RefSeq names its product protein ACCELERATED CELL DEATH 6-like. Gene Ontology annotation, molecular function: protein phosphatase regulator activity; protein phosphatase 1 binding. Gene Ontology annotation, cellular component: plasma membrane. The record is from RefSeq and is a predicted model, not a curated record. Bases 209 to 2827 code for a protein of 872 amino acids. NCBI's taxonomy places the organism in Eukaryota, Viridiplantae, Streptophyta, Magnoliopsida, Celastrales, Celastraceae. The transcript is spliced from 4 exons.
CCCAUGUGUGGUACAUACAGACCCCCUUGGUUUAAGAUUUUUCUUUGCUAUACUACAAGACAGUUCAAUCAUGCAAUUUUUUUCAGUCUUGGUCGUUCUAUAAUAUUUUCUUACUGUUGAAGUAUUAUAUAAGUCUGAACCAUGAACCAGAGGAGUGUCUACCUUAAACAAACAAGAUUGAAAGAUAUCAACAUUUGGGUACCAAAACAUGGCAAAGAGUGACACAGAGGUUGAUCUUGAGAGGGGCAAUAGCAGCACAACCGAGGAUCUAAAGACGACAAGAUCAUUGCCUAGCAUGGGCGUGACAAAUUCAGUCUCAAGUUGUGAUUACAUGAACAUUGAACUUCAGAAAGCUGCUACCGAGGACAAUGUGAAAAAAUUCAAAGAGGUGCUUGAUGAACUUUCAGAGAAGCAGGAGCAGACUAUGCGAUCAAUUCUUGAGACUGUAAGUCCAUUUCACAACACAUUACUUCAUGUAGCUUCAAUCCAUGGUAGUAAAAACAUUGUAGAACUAAUAGCUCCACGGUCUCCACCAACGCUUAAGAAGACAAACUUAAGAGGUGAAACAGCUCUUCAUACUGUUGCAAAAGCAGGAAAGUCAGACAUUGUGUUAAGUCUAAUUAAACUACAAAAGGAGUCUGCAUGUUCCGAUGAUGAUGAAGAUCAGAAUUUGUUUAAAAUGAGUAAUGUGGAUGGGAACACAGCUUUGCACGAGGCGUUGAUACAUGGACACCACGAUAAGUGGGUUAUAGAUUUGAUUAAUGCAGAUCCGGAUGUUUCAUUUUGUGUGAACAAGGAAGGUAAGUCUCCUCUGUAUCUAGCUGCAGAAGCUGGGUACUCUGAAUGUGUGAAAGCUAUGAUGGAGUCAGAAGCAUAUAAGAGAUAUACUUGGCCCUGUCAGAAUAGUACUGCCAAAGAUUAUCAAAUCUCUCCAUCGGCCGUUGAGGUUGUAGAUGAUCAGAAGGACAUGAAGAACAAGGAUGAGGUUGGAGAUGAAAAGAACAACACGAAGAAGAAUGAUGAGGUUGGAGAUUAUCAGAAGAAUGAUGAAGCAACCAAACAAGAUGGUGUGCUGCAAGUGAAGUCACCCAUACAUGCUGCUGUAGUUUAUGCUGCUAACAAAAAGAAUUCAGAUCUCCUGAACUAUAUGUUGGAUAAGGAGCCAAAGUUCAUCGAUUUAAGAGAUGAAGAAGGGAGAAGUGCACUUCACACUGCAGCAUAUUUUGGUUAUCUUGAAGGUGUCAAGUGCUUCCUAAAGAGAGAUCCUCAAGCUGCUUUUCAAAGGGACAAUGAUGGAUUCUUUCCAGUUCAUUCUGCAGCAGCAAGAAAUCAUGUUGACGUGAUUAAAGAGCUCCAACCCCAUUGCCUACAUCUUGCAGAGAUGCUUAGCCAUAAUUACCAGAACAUUCUACAUUCUGCUACAAAGAAUGCUUGCAUCAAUGUAGUUUCAUAUGUUCUUAAAACUCAAGAGUUGGAGAAGCUAAUAAACCAGAAAGACAAGGAUGGAAAUACACCCCUGCACUUGGCCGCCAUCGGUUGUGAUCCAGUAUGCGUCAUUCUCUUAACAAGGGACAGCAGAGUGGAUAAGAAAUUGCUCAACAAUAAAGACUGGACAGCACUCGAUGCUUGCAGAUAUCUCAACGAGCGAUUUUUCUUUCGGCGCCUGACAGUAAUGGUGCUAAAGAAGUCUGGAGUUAAACCAUCUCCAACUGGGAAGCCAAUUGACAACGGAGCAAACAGUACUAACAAAGAUGAGGACAAAUUUAAGGGCAUAUCAAAUGCACUCCUAGUGGUUGCAACGCUAGUCGCCACUGUGACAUUCGCAGCAGGUUUCACAGUGCCUGGAGGUUAUAAUGACUCAGGCGAUGAACAGGGUAUUGCUACUAUGUUGAGGCAAGCCACUUUCCAUGCAUUCAUCGUCUGCGACACAGUAGCCAUGUAUAGCUCCAUCAUUGCUGCAGUGAUCUUCACUUGGGCGCAAUUAGGUGGCGAAAAUUUGGUGUCUUUUGCUUAUCAAUUAGCAUUGCCAUCGCUGGCUCUUGCGUUAAAUAUGAUGUCCUUUGCCUUUAUUUUUGGUAUAUAUGUGGUGGUAAGUAAACUAAAUUGGCUUGCCAAACUUGUUUUGGGUCUGGGUUUGUGCUUUCAGUCUACUAUUGUGCUGUCAUUCCUUCUACUGUGCUUCUCUGUCAUUGCAGACUGGAGUCUCAUCGUACUCCUUAAGAUUUGUAAUUGGGUUGCCUCGAUAAUAUAUACAUUCACCGACUCCGGUUGUGGAUCGACCCAAAAUGCAACAACAACAGUACUAACAAAGAAGUCUGGAGUUAAACCAUCUCCAACUGGGAAGCCAACCAACAACGGAGCAAACAGUACUAACAAAGAUGAAGACAAAUUUAAGGACAUAUCAAAUGCACUCUUAGUGGUUGCAACGCUAGUCGCCACGGUGACAUUCUCAGCAGGUUUCACAGCGCCUGGAGGUUACAAUGACUCAGGCGAUGAACAGGGCAUUGCUACUAUGUUGAGGCGAGUCACUUUCCAUGCAUUCAUCGUCUGCGACACAGUAGCCAUGUAUAGCUCCAUCAUUGCUGCAAUGAUCUUCACUUGGGCGCAAUUAGGUGGGGAAAAUUUGGUGUCUUUUGCUUAUCAAUUAGCAUUGCCAUCGCUGGCUCUUGCGUUAAAUAUGAUGUCCUUUGCCUAUAUUUUUGGUAUAUAUGUAGUGGUAAGUAAACUAAAUUGGCUUGCCAAACAUAUUUUGGGUUUGGGUUUGUGCUUCCAGUCGACUAUUGCGCUGUCAUUCCUUCUUCUGUGCUUCUCGUUCAUUGGAGACUAGAGUCUCAUCGAAUUCUUUACGAUUUGUAACUGG